Molecule: messenger RNA, 303 nt
Organism: Mucor velutinosus
Lineage: Eukaryota; Fungi; Mucoromycota; Mucoromycetes; Mucorales; Mucoraceae
Product: Cu-binding protein
Exons: 1
Coding region: 1-303 (100 amino acids)
Source: RefSeq, a predicted model, not a curated record
AUGCAAAUCAAAUUCCUUACUGUCGGUUUACUCUUGGCUGCUGUUUCCAUGGCUUCUGCUGGUGUCAUCAAGGUUGAAGACACCAACGUCAGUGCCAAGAAUACUGCUUCGUGUAUCGCCAACAAUCUCAAGAUCAAGGACGUCCUCAAUGAUGCACGUGUCAAUGUUGCCAACAAGAAGCGUAGUGCCCUGUCUGGCGAGCAGGUUGCCCGCAUUGCUCGUCGUGCUGAGCAAGAGCCCGAGGCUGAUGAAGAAGAGGAGGAUGAAGAAGAGGAGGAUGAGGAUGAAGAAGAACAAAUGUAA